CUGGUGCACCACACUGGGUACGCAUCUCUCCUCGUUAGCAUGGACAAAGUUACAUUCAUGCCUCAAGUACAAUGCCAUGCACUCAUAUUCCUUUAAGCUGCUUGAUCAUCAGUCUGUCGAGAAAGAUCACUCACUAUGGCACUGAGGACGAAAGAAUGAUGCGCUACAAUACGGAGCAGAAGGAUAUAGGGAUUGACUGGCGAGUUGACGACCAACACAGAUGUUCCAAACAUAUUUUAGGACGUUUGAUGAAGAGGAACAGCAGGAAGAGGUCGAAGAAGAGUUCGAACUCAGAGAUGAAUCAGACAAUGUCGACGGCGAAGAGGGUGGGGACGGUGAAGCUGCACCUGAGGAUGGAGGUGCUAGUCAUUGGUAUGAAUCUUCGAAAUCCAAGGCCGAUAAAGACAGUGUCUUCCCACGACAGAUCGCUGAGAUGUACCCACUACUGGACCCAAUCAUUACUACUGAUAAAGCCUUCUUUGUACUCUCCAUCCUAAACUCCAGCUCCAGCUUUCGUGACUGCGAAAUCCAGCUCUUCGACUACCAGCAUUUUAAUAUCGUGGCAAUAUUCCCAAACUCUGCAACAUCGACGUCUGGUGUACCAAGCUCAUGCGUUGACUUGUUCAAGUUGCUGUGCACGAAAGGACGUGAGCCGAGAUGAAGGCACACCUGUCCAUUAUUCCCAAGCUUCAUCACGUUCAGAGCAAGGUCUACCCUAUCGCAUUGAGCACCGAUAAGCUCAUUCUUCUUUGUGCACCUAUGAGUGCCGGAAAGUGUGACGCGUAAAAACACUAAUACUGAUUAUACGAAUCUCAUUCGCUUCAUCACCAUCGAUGUAAUCCACCCGCUUCAGGAGGAACAUGGCCCUGUUCUGGAGAGCAUCAUCCGUCGCAUGGAGUAAACUGAUGGUCGUCUGAACCUUCUCUACGGUCCUGGCUGAUCCCAAUUGAGAUCGU
This is a messenger RNA of Desarmillaria tabescens, 956 nucleotides long. RefSeq lists its product as uncharacterized. The coding region runs from base 221 to 661 and encodes 146 amino acids. The transcript has 5 exons. Lineage: Eukaryota; Fungi; Basidiomycota; Agaricomycetes; Agaricales; Physalacriaceae. The record is from RefSeq and is a predicted model, not a curated record.